GCAGACGAGGUCAAAAUGGCGACUUGCUGAAUGUGAAGAGGACAUAAGGGAACCGGCUUUAUGCUACAAAAACAUGUACAAAACGCCAUGUAGCAGACUCACAGGUCUGGUUGGUGCCAGUGUGAGUGGUAACCAGAAACUAUUAGGUAGGAAUGCCCCUAGGAAUCACCAGAGUGCUCGCAGCCUCAUCCAGCUGUCCAGGAGAGACCCAUCACAAUGGAUCACAUUCCAGCACCUCAACUUCUUGAAGCGCCAGUAUGUGAUGACGAGUAACAAUGCCCUCUAUCAGAGAGCUGAUCCUAAGCAGACAGCCAUCUUGACCGUCCUGGAGGACCAUCGUGAUGGCGGCGUGGACAGACAGAUCCAGCAGGUCCCAACCAUCGACCAUGUGCCUGUGGUCACUGAUGUCACACCACCUCCACUACAGCCAGAGACCACAACCACAAAUGUGACCGCAACACCGGUCUCAAGUCCUGUCUCGACUGUGUCAGCACAGGAGAUACUUACUCUGUUGAAAGCAACCUCCAGCAAGACUGUGUCACCACCACAGACGAAGGCUGUGUCCAGUGCAGUAGAGUCUGGGACUGAGAUGUUAGAGGUUCCCCAUCUGCAGGUGGAGUCAGAUGAAGCCAGGGAGGCUCGGCUGGACAGGCAGUGGAAGGAACUCAAGGUGGACCUGGCUGAACUUCCAGAUGUGUACGCUAAACUUGCCAAAAUCAAACUCACAGCGUUAGUAGUGUGGACGGCAGCAGCUGGUUUUGCCAUGGCUCCAGUACCCUUUGACCCUGCCACCUUCUUCUUGGCAUCCCUUGGGACAGGGCUUGCCUCCUGCACCGCGAACUCCAUCAACCAGUACUUUGAGGUGCCCUUUGACUCCAACAUGAACCGCACAAAGAACCGGCCCCUGGUCAGAGGACAGAUAAGUCCUCUCCAUGCGGUGGGCUUUGCCUUAGCCUGUGGGGUCCCUGGUAUCACCCUGUUGACCCUGGCUGUGAACCCUCUAACAGGGGCCUUGGGGGCCCUCAACAUCUUCCUCUACACCUGCUGUUACACCCCCCUGAAGAGGCUCAGCAUCACCAACACCUGGGUGGGGGCUGUGGUGGGGGCCAUUCCCCCCGUCAUGGGCUGGACGGCUGCUACAGGUGCUCUGGAUCCAGGUGCUCUGUUGCUUGGUGGCUUCCUGUACUGCUGGCAGUUCCCCCACUUCAACGCUCUGAGCUGGAACCUGCGUGAGGACUAUUCCCGGGGGGGCUACCGCAUGAUGUCUGUCACCCACCCGGGCAUGUGUAAGAGGGUGGCCCUGCGCCACAGUUUGGGUCUGAUCGGUCUCUCGGCCAUGGGCCCCGUGCUGGACGUCACCACCUGGACCUUCCCUCUGGUCUCCCUGCCCAUCAACCUCUACAUCAGUUAUCUGGCUUUCUGCUUCUACCAGAAGGGAGACCGCAGCUCCGCCCGCAAGCUCUUCUUCUGCAGUCUGUGGCACCUGCCUAUGUUGUUGCUGCUGGCGCUCACCUGUAAGAAGUCCUGGACUGACCCAGAGGGCGUGGCUAAGACCUCAACCCUGCCCCUCACCCUGCAGCACUAAAGUAGCCCCUCAGACCCCCACCACCACGUGCAACCUCCAACUCCCAACACACUGGCCGUUACUUUUUCCAACCUCCCCUCGUACAAUUGGAGGUAAUCUCUUACGUUGUCUCCCUCCCUCUGCCUCUAUCCUGAGAGGGAGACUAGGGACACACAUUUAAUCUGCGUCUGAGUGUGUACAUAUGUCUGUCGACUUAUGGUGGUCACUAACUGCAACUCUCCAAGACAAAGGGACGGGGUGGAAGCAACAUGGCUGAAAUGGUUGAUCAACAAAAACCACACACAAAUUGUGAAUUCCUGAAAUGACUUCAGGGUGUAAUUAAUCAUUUCAGUGUGUGUGUGUGUAUAUAUAAUGUAUUUAUAUUGGAAGGCUGCCCUCUAGUCCCUGUCCAUGUUGUACAUGACUGUUGUUAAUAAGGUUGUAUAAAUUUAAAAUAAGGUACAGUAUCAAUUGCUCCUAUGGGUUCGCAAUAGGGCAACAAUCUGCAAAGAAACCCAUGCAUUAUAUCAAACCAAGAUGAUGUAAACAAAGAAACCCAUGCAUUAUAUCAAACCAAGAUGAUGUAAACAAAGAAACCCAUGCAUUAUAUCAAACCAAGAUGAUGUAAACAAAGAAACCCAUGCAUUAUAUCAAACCAAGAUGAUGUAAACAAAGAAAAGCUAGAAAACUUUAAUGGCCACAACGACGUGUAAGAUAAAUGAGGGACAACAGUAAAGAUUUGUUCAUCAAUCUUUGAAAUAAACGAAUAAGGAAAGCAACCAAGCCACUGAAAUGCAAUUAGAACUUGUUUCUUGAUUUUAGCUAUUGCUAAUGUUACUUGACUGUAACGAUUGUCUAUAUGCCUCUUGGUUUUUGCUGUUCAGCAAACUCAUUGGAGGGUAUUAUUCUGUCUGCUACAUACUGCUCAAACUCUACACGGUUCACCUGCACCAAAACACAAGAGAACAGUUGACCUUUUAAGAGAGACAAAAUGGUUACGAAUGUUCUCUUACAAUAAACGUCUUAUGAUUUA
Molecule: messenger RNA, 2597 nt
Organism: Coregonus clupeaformis (lake whitefish)
Lineage: Eukaryota; Metazoa; Chordata; Actinopteri; Salmoniformes; Salmonidae
Product: protoheme IX farnesyltransferase, mitochondrial
Exons: 7
Coding region: 74-1585 (503 amino acids)
Biological process (GO): heme biosynthetic process
Cellular component (GO): membrane; mitochondrion
Molecular function (GO): protoheme IX farnesyltransferase activity
Source: RefSeq, a predicted model, not a curated record